GAAGAAGAAACCAUCAUUGUUGUCUGAAGGCAUAGAGCCAGCAAACGUGGAUUUUUGUUGAAAGUGCUUUAUCCACGCCAAUAAUGAUCAAACGGAUGUCACUGAAUAAACAUAAAAUUGAAGGUUAGGAAAUGCCCCCCCCCUUUCAACGUGCUUGAGCCUGUGCUUGUAAGUCAAGAUGAAUCGCCCAAAGCCUACAACUAUCAGGCGCCCCAGUGCUGCAAAACCAUCAGGUCACCCACCACCUGGAGAUUUUAUUGCUCUUGGAUCAAAGAGCCAGGGUGGAGAGCCCAAAGCCCCCGCUGUCCUCCUGAAGCCAGCAGCGUCAGGUCUACCUACUGAUCGCAAGAGAGACACUUCCUCCGCCCUGCCCUCCUCAUCGGGCCUGUCGAGCCUCACGAAGCGACCCAAACUCUCAACCACCCCUCCGGUCAGUGCUCUGGGACGACUGGCUGAUGUAGCUGCUGUGGACAAGAGGGCAAUAUCACCCUCGAUAAAAGAGCCGUCAGUCGUACCUAUCGAAGUGUCACCUGCAGUGUUGCUGGAUGAGAUUGAAGCUGCGGAGUCAGAAGGAAAUGACGAUCGCAUCGAGGGACUGCUGUGUGGAGCAGUGAAACAACUCAAGUUGAACCGAGCCAAGCCCGACAUCACUCUGUACCUCAGCCUCAUGUUCCUUGCCAAAAUCAAGCCCAAUGUUUUUGCAACUGAAGGAAUUAUUGAGGCCUUGUGCAGCCUCCUGCGCCGGGAUGCUUCAAUCAACUUCAAAGCAAAGGGGAACAGCCUUGUGUCCGUUCUUGCAUGCAAUCUGCUGAUGGCGGCCUACGAGGAGGACGAGAACUGGCCAGAGAUCUUUGUGAAAGUGUACAUUGAGGACUCUCUGGGGGAAAGAAUCUGGGUAGACAGUUCUCACUGUAAAAUCUUUGUGGAAAACAUUCAGACAGCUUUUGGGACAAAGAUGCCUCCUAAGAGUAUGUUGCUGCAGGCCGACACUGGCCGCUCUGGUGGAGAUCUCAGUGCAGGAAGCAGCCCUCAUCCCUCAACCCCCGAUGAGGACGACAGCCAAACUGAAUUGCUGAUAGCAGAGGAGAAACUCAGCCCUGAGGAUGAUGGACAGGUUAUGCCUCGGUAUGAAGAACUGGCAGAAAGCGUGGAGGACUAUGUGCUGGAUGUCCUCAGGGAUCAGCUGAACCGAAGGCAGCCGAUGGACAACGUGUCCCGGAACCUGCUGCGUCUGCUCACGGCCACGUGUGGCUACAAAGAGGCGCGGCUCAUGGCCGUGCAGAGGCUGGAGAUGUGGCUCCAGAACCCAAAGCUGACGCGACCCGCUCAAGACCUCCUCAUGUCUUUGUGCAUGAACAGCAACAGCCACGGAGCGGACGACAUGGAGGUGAUCUCCAACCUGAUCAAGAUCCGCCUCAAACCCAAAGUCCUCCUCAACCACUACAUGCUGUGUGUCAGAGAGCUGCUGAAUGCACACAGAGACAACCUAGGCACUAUGGUGAAGCUGGUGAUCUUCAACGAGCUGUCCAAUGCCCGGAAUCCAAACAACAUGCAAGUCCUGCACACAGUGCUGCAGCACAGCCCCGAGCAGGGCCCAAAGUUCUUGGCCAUGGUGUUCCAGGACCUGCUGACAAAUAAGGACGAUUACCUCCGCGCCUCCCGAGCAUUGCUGAGAGAAAUCAUCAAACAGACCAAACAUGAGAUCAACUUCCAGUCCUUCUGCUUUGGUUUGAUGCAAGAGAGAAAGGAGGCCACAUAUGUGGACAUGGAGUUCAAAGAGCGUUUUGUCAUCCAGGUGACAGAUUUACUGACCGUCUCAAUGAUGCUGGGCAUCACCGCUCAGGUCAAAGAAUCUGGCGUCGCUUGGGACAAAGGAGAGAAGAAGAAUCUGGAGGCCCUGAGGUCAUUUCAGAAUCAAAUAGCUUCCAUCCAGAGAGACGCUGUAUGGUGGCUUCACUCUGUCGUUCCUACGAUCAGCAAAGUCGGCGCAAAAGACUACGUUCACUGCCUUCACAAAGUGCUUUUCACCGAGCAACCUGAGACAUAUUACAAGUGGGACAACUGGCCUCCAGAGAGUGACAGAAAUUUCUUCCUUCGCCUCUGCUCCGAGGUGCCUCUGCUGGAGGACACACUGAUGCGUAUCCUGGUGAUCGGGCUGUCCCGUGAUUUGCCCCUGGGCCCGGCCGACGCCAUGGAGCUGGCAGACCACCUGGUUAAAAGAGCUGCCGGAGUUCAGUCUGACGAUCUGGAGGUCGUGAAAGUGGAGAGGAUCCAACUCAUUGACGCAGUGCUGAAUCUGUGUACAUACCAUCACCCAGAGAACAUCCAGCUGCCUGCAGGGUACCAACCGCCAAAUCUGGCAAUAUCUACACUGUAUUGGAAGGCAUGGCUGCUGCUGCUUGUGGUGGCUGCGUUUAAUCCUCAGAAAAUAGGUAUGGCUGCAUGGGAUGGCUAUCCUACACUGAAGAUGCUCAUGGAGAUGGUUAUGACAAAUAACUAUACCUACCCUCCAUGCACGGUUGCGGAUGAGGACACAAAGACGGAGAUGAUCAACAGGGAGCUGCAGAUCUCCCAGAGAGAGAAACAAGAGAUCCUGGCCUUUGAGAGCCACCUGGCUGCAGCCUCCACCAAACAGACCAUCACAGAGAGCAACAGCCUGCUGUUGUCUCAGCUUACCAGUCUGGAUCCACAGGGUCCUUCUCGCCGACCUCCUCCUCAGAUCCAGGAGCAGGUAAAAACUCUAAACCAGUCCCUGCGUCUGGGACAUCUCCUCUGCCGCAGCCGCAACCCUGACUUCCUCCUCAACAUCAUCCAGAGACAGGCUUCGUCUCAGUCCAUGCCGUGGUUGGCUGAUUUGGUCCAGUCCAGUGAGGGGUCCUUGGAUGUGCUUCCAGUGCAGUGCCUUUGCGAAUUUCUUUUGCAUGACGCUGCUGAUGACAGUUUACCGAUAGAGGACGAUGAAGAGGGAGAGAGCAAAGAGCAGAAACAAAAGAAGCGACAAAGACAACAAAAACAGAGGCAGCUGCUCGGGCGGCUGCAGGCUCUGUUGGGUCCUAAGGCUGACGAGCAGACGACGUGUGAAGUGCUGGACUACUUUCUUCGUCGCCUCAGCUCCUCUCAGGUGGCAUCACGAGUGCUAGCGAUAAAGGGUUUGUCAUUGGUGCUGAUAGAAGGAGGCUUGAGAGACGGAGAGGAGCGGGAGCAGCCGAUGGAAGAAGACUCCGCAGAUGCCGAACUCUUGCCGGGAUAUCAGUGGCUGCUACAAGACCUGCCCAAGCUCCCUUUGUUUGACAGCGUCAGAGGCAUGACGUCCACUGCUCUGCAACAGGCCAUCCACAUGGAGACGGAUCCGCAGACUAUAAGUGCCUAUCUCAUCUACCUAUCCCAGCAUGCACCAGUGGAGGAGCAGUCCUCUCAUAACGACCUGGCUCUGGAUGUUGCCAGACUUAUCGUCGAGCGCUCCACCAUCAUGAACAGCCUUUUCUCCAGACACUCGUGCAGGCCCGAGUCUGACGCUGUGCUCAGUGCCUUUCUCACCAUCUUCUCUACGUACAUCAAAAGGAUGAGGAAGACCAAAGAGGGGGAGGAUCUUUACAGCUGGUCAGAAUCUCAGGACCAGGUGUUCCUGCGUUGGACCACAGGAGAGACUGCUACGAUGCACAUUCUUGUAGUCCAUGCCAUGGUCAUCCUGCUGACUCUUGGGCCACCCAAAGGAGAGAGUGAUUUCUACGCUCUUUUGGACAUUUGGUUUCCCGACAAAAAACCUCUGCCCACCGCCUUCCUGGUCGACACAUCAGAAGAGGCUCUACUGCUGCCUGAUUGGUUGAAACUGAGGAUGAUCCGAUCAGAGGUUUCUCGAUUGGUUGAUGCAGCUCUGCACGAUCUGGAGUCUGAGCAGCUGCUGCUGUUUGUCCAGUCCUUUGGCAUUCCCGUGUCCAGCAUGAGUAAACUCCUGCAGUACCUGGACCAGGCGGUCUCCCAUGAGCCACAGACGCUGGAAGACUGCAUCAUGGACAAGCACUACAUGGCCCACCUGGUUGAAGUGCAGCAUGAGCGAGGGGCCACUGGGGGGCACACUUUUCAUUCAUUGCUGAGCUCUUCUCUUCCUCCAGACAGAGAUUCUGCUGAAACAAGUAAGGCCAAAGUUACCGUGGAAACGCCCCAAAGCUCUGUGAAGAUGAGAACAGCCGCUCAGCUUCCUGCGGUCGGGCCUGACGAUGAUCUAACUGGCAUGUUGCUUCAGAUAUUCCCCGUAAAUGUGGACCCCCACUGGCAUGGCCCCCCUCCCAGCCAGCUCUCUCUGGCCCUGCAGCAAGCCUUGGCUAAAGAGUUGAUGCGGGCCAAGCAGGGACAAAUCCAGCAGGCCGGGUUGGCUUUCAGGCUCCUACAGGCCAUUGCAGCUCUGCUAGCAUCCGCUCAUGCUGGGCCUAUUAUCAUGUCCAUGCACCACAACCACGCCCUGUCCUGUCCUCUGAUGCGUCAGCUUCACCUCUACCAGCGUCUUGUCCCGCAGGACAUUGCUUUCUCCUCGCUAUUCUCCAAGGUCAUUGUUGGGUUGUCGCUCUGGUUAGACAGCCCUACUGUGGAGGCGGGACCACUGAAGACUUUGCUCAAAACCUUCGCUGGUCAGAACUCUCAGAAACACAGGCACAACGAUGUGCGCUCAGGUUUCCUCCACCUGGCUGAGGCGCUGGCUUAUCACAGAGACACUGAAGUGCCACUCAGAGCCAUUAUUGCAAUGCUGAAAGCUGGAGAGCGAUGUAAUGCAGAAGGGGAGCUCAUCGGAAAAGUGUUACAGGGCCUGAUGGCGGUGAGGUCACCAUAUCUGGAGGAGCUGCUGUCUCUGUUGAUGACUGUUGGUACACAGAACGGGACAGCUGGCCCUGUUGCCACGGUGAUUUCCUUGCUGCUUCCGGAAAGCGAGGAGCGAGCUGUGAAAAAGGAACCUGAUUCUAACAACUCUGAGGUGACAAAGUCAGGACUGAGCUCUGGGCUGCUGGUGGACUGGCUGGAGCAUCUGGACCCUGAGGUCACGUCGGUGUGUCCAGACCUUCAGCAGAAACUUCUGUUUGCCCUCAACAAGGCACGGGGGACCCCUGCAUACAGGCCUUAUCUUUUAGCGUUGCUUACACAUCAGUCAAACUGGUCCACCCUCCUGCAGUGUAUCAGCGCUCUACUCAGCAAACGCAGAGACUACAAACUUGACCCGUCAUCUGCCCUGGAUUUUCUGUGGGCGUGCAGCCACAUCCCGCGUAUCUGGCAAGGACGUGACCAGAAGAUCCCCCAAAAGAAAACCGAAAAGUUUGUGUUGCGGCUCAGUUCAGAGGAGCUCAUCAGCCUGGUGGACCUGAUCCUGUCGGAGUCGGAGCUCCACAGCCGUGACUCGCCGCACGAUGACAAAAGCAGCCUGGACCAGACCUCCUGCUCCCUCAUCCAGUCCAGGCUGCCCCUCCUUCACUCCUACUGCAGCGGGGAGCUGGAAAACAUCAAGAAAGUCUCGGAGUACCUCAUCAACUGCACAAAGAAAUGGGAGGACAGUGCGAUGAGUAAGCGGUGCCAGAACUUGCUGCUGCAGAUCUAUCUGCACUUCCCGGAGGUCAUCCAGCACGUUACCCUGCCUGAAGGCACCUUCAGCAGCGGGGGGGCCGCGUACGGCAGCAGCUGCAAGCUCGAUGUCCUGGUGCAUCGGCUGGUCACACUCCUCGCUGAUAUCGGAGACUCAAAGUCUGCUGAGAACCGAGCCUCUGAUGCCAACCUGGCAUGCAGAAAGCUGGCUGUGUCCCACCCUGUCCUUUUGCUCAGACACAUGCCCAUGAUUGCAGGGCUGUUACGCGGUCGCAUUCACCUCAACUUGCAGGAGUUUCGGCAGCAGAACCACAUGAUGUUCUUUAGUAAUGUACUUGCCAUUUUGGAGCUGCUGCAGCCCCUUGUUUUCCACAGCGACCACCAGAGGGCGCUUCAAGACUGCCUUCUGUCCUUUAUGAAAGUCCUGCAGAACUUCCAGAGGUCUCGGUCUCCGUUCCUCUUCAUUAACAAGUUUUUGCAGUUCACACAGAAGUACAUUACCCAUGAUGCAGCAGCUGCCAUUCCCUUUUUACAGAAGCACUCUGGCAUCUUGCAGACUCUGUGUGCUGAAAACCCGGACCUGGUUCAGUUAAAGUCUCUGCUGGCCGGACUCACUCUGCCUGUUAGGAGUUCGUCUGCAGAGGUCACACCAGAAGAGGGAGAAGACGACAUGGCCACUGGUUCCCUCCCCCUCGUCAACAUAUCUGCCACGGUUUCCCUGAGCGCUGCUGACAUGACAACGUACCUGAAAAAGAUGUCGAGAGGAGAGGCAGUCGAGGAUGUGUUGGAAGUGUUGACAGAGGUGGAUGAGAAGUCGAGGAGGAGCCCAGAGAUCAUCCAGUACUUCAUUAACGACCUGCAGAGGCUCAUGGCUUCGUCUGAGGACUUGUGUCGAAACAUGGCCUUCAGUCUGGCCCUGCGCUGCAUCCAGAACAAUCCCUGCCUAGCAACAGACUUCCUGCCAACUUUCAUGUACUGUAUGGGCAGCGGUAACUUUGACGUGGUACAAACUGCUCUCCGCAAUCUUCCAGAGUAUGUGCUUCUCUGUCAAGAACACGCAGACAUCUUGCUCCACAAAGCAUUUUUAGUGGGUAUCUACGGACAGAUUGACACCAGCUCAAUGAUCGCAGAGUCCAUGAAAGUCCUACACAUGGAAGCAACGACAUAACCUCAAACAGAACCCCACGACUGAUUGAAAACAGUGUCAUCCAUUUUUUUCUGCAUUCCAGAGCUACACGAUUAUUUCUUUCUAUUGUCUUUAGUUCACAGAUCGCUCUAAUUAGAUUGUGGCCGAUUGCAGAAGUGGUUGGCUCUUCAGUGUAACAGAUCAAAGGGUCCUGCAGUGAGCUGGCAGCCUCCAGUAAUGUAAUAACUUCAGGAUGAUUUAGUGACUUCAAAGAAUGAAACUCCCUCUGAAGACUUGAAAAUGUCAUAAUUAAAAGUGGUAAAUUGCUGUCAUUGUAUUAAUUCCACAAUUAGUGCAUUAAUUACUUAUCAAGUUAUUUGAAACCAAUGAUGUAAUUAUAAAUGAAAUAAUAAUGGAGGGAGAUAACAAGAAUUGGAAUAUUACGUGGUGAGGAUAAUGUAUAAUCCGUUCUCGUCAUAAAGAAUAUAUAACCUCCGGUCAUUAAAACAAUUCAUUUUAAAUUAAUAUUAUAAGCAAAAAAUAUAUAUAAAUCUAAAAGUAAUUCAUUACAUCAGGAAUUAAACACAUUACAUACAAUUAUUUAAUUUUCAAACACCUCAAUGGGAGUUUCUCACUGCAGUAGUUAUUAAAUGAUUCAGUGUAUUAUUAUUACUAAUACAGAGCUCGUGUCAUAUUUAAAAAGAAACAGCACUCUCACAUUGACUUAUUUUAUUAUUAUAAAUUCAAUUGAGAUAUCUACAUCAUUACAUCAUUAAAAAUUGACUGUUUAUGUUGAGUUUUUUUUUUUUUUUUAGUUAAAACCUUAGAAAUAUUGUAUGGUAGCAACUUUACUGUCAUGUUCCUCUAAAUCUUGAGUUUUCAAACUUAGUAAUGCCACGUUGUCAUGCACACAAGCUACAUUUCAAUAACUUUGUAUGGCAGAAUAAUGUGUCAUUAUACAAUCUAAUUAUACAUUGGUGGAGAAAAGGAUUCAAUUCAAUUCAAAAAACUUUAUUUGUCCCGGGGGGGGGGGCAAAUGUGUUAUCCCUUCACUGCUUUAUUUACAGUAGCUUCAAAGAACCUGACACUUCAGGUGAGGUCACAUUGCUUUACUGUUAACACAAUCUGUGAGCCAACUUCAUGUGAAUGGAAUAAAAAGACUUUUGUAAUAUC
Molecule: messenger RNA, 7864 nt
Organism: Labrus bergylta (ballan wrasse)
Lineage: Eukaryota; Metazoa; Chordata; Actinopteri; Labriformes; Labridae
Gene: ints1
Product: integrator complex subunit 1
Biological process (GO): U2 snRNA 3'-end processing
Cellular component (GO): integrator complex
Source: RefSeq, a predicted model, not a curated record